UUGAAAUUGUCGACCGAAUAAUUGUCGACCAAACAAAUUCUGCUGAAGUUUCAACUUAUGGACCCGGCUCUGUGACUCUUCUUGGCAUUUUUUCGAAUUUGAUGGGACGCUGUUGGUUACACAUUGCCACCUGAAGUGGCGUCGUUAUAUCGUGAAGUAUGCCCUCCACUCAGGAGUCCGGCGGUUCAUCAUCGUCGAAGAGCAGCCACCGAUCAUCCAUCAAGCAAUCGGAUUUUGUCUGCCGUGUCAAAUACGGAAAUACAUUGCCCGAUGUUCCUUUUGAUCCCAAGUUCCUGGUCUACCCAUUCGAACAGAACAGAUAUGUGCAGUACAAACCAACUACACUGGAACGAGGUCACAAACAUGAGCUGCUGACAGAAGUUGAUCUGGGUGUACCCAUCGACCUGAUCGAUCCACGAACGUAUGCGGCAGACAGCUCCUCCACAACUGAGCUGCACCCUGUUGAUGAGAUGCUGCUGGAGGAUGAAGUCUCACAGCCUGCUAAUGAUAAACGCGCACGUCAGCACAACAAGCAUGUUUCUUGGCUGAGGAAAACCGAGUACAUCUCCUCCGAGUACAACCGCUUCCAGACCUCCAGUGAGAGCCUGGAGAAUAAGGUUGGAUAUAGCGUAAAGAAGAAGCUCCAGGGAGAGGACGUGUACAAGGAUCGGAAAAGUCAGAUUGCUGCCAUCGAGAAAACAUUCACGGAUGCCCAGAGACCGAUCACGAAGCAUCAUUCUAAACCGAAUGUCACAGCAAAGGAAAUCCUUCCCGUCUUCCCAGACUUCCAGCUAUGGCAGCAUCCGUUUGCCCAAGUCAGUUUCGACAACGAUCCGUCGCCGUCUGGAAAAACAACGACUGAAGAAGUGGAGAGCAUGGCCCAGGCUAUGCUCAGGGGUAUGGUUGACGAGAGUGGCAACCAGUUUGUUGCUUACUUCUUGCCGUCUACUGAGACGAAGAAGCGCCGUCGCGAGGAAGGCGAUGACUUCCCCACAGGCUCUUUACACGAGUACGAAAUGCAGCGUGAAUACAACUGGAAGAUCCGCACGAAAUCGACGCAUGCAUCUGAGGAGAUCUACUUCUUCACCAUGCGUCCUGGUGAAGGUGUUUUCUACAACGAACUUGCAACUCGUGUUCGUCUAAGCAAGCGGCGAGCUGUAGGUUCCACUGCACCGCGUAGACCAGCGUCCACUAAACUCACCGUCAAGCAGCGCAAUUUCGAGGAGACGGAACUGGCAAGCCAGGGAAAUCGGCUCAUGCAAUUGGAGCCUGUUGUUGCCGAGGAAGAUGAUGAAGAAGAGGAAGAAGAAGGAGAACAGGAGGAGGAGGAGGAACAGGCAGGCGAUAAUGAUGACGAUGGUGAUGAUGAUGACGACGAUGAUGAUGAUAGUCCUGCCUCGGAUUGAUUUAGACGAUUGCUUUCUGAUGCUGUUAGUUUUGUUUGAGGCCGUUGUCACUCAUCCUACAGUUUGUACUUUCAACGAUGCCUUUUUGAUCAUAUCACAAUGUUUGUCCACAUUUGUUUGAUAUAGCACUGGACAUAAUCAUGCUUGUGUGCGAGAAAGAGAGGAGAGCUAAAGAGAGGAAUUGCUAAAUGUGU
Molecule: messenger RNA, 1600 nt
Organism: Sycon ciliatum
Lineage: Eukaryota; Metazoa; Porifera; Calcarea; Leucosolenida; Sycettidae
Product: RNA polymerase II-associated factor 1 homolog
Exons: 15
Coding region: 159-1406 (415 amino acids)
Biological process (GO): transcription elongation by RNA polymerase II
Cellular component (GO): Cdc73/Paf1 complex
Molecular function (GO): chromatin binding; RNA polymerase II complex binding
Source: RefSeq, a predicted model, not a curated record